AUGAGGAUCCAACUGCCGACUGUUAUCGCCCUUCUGGCCGGUGUGGUCUCUGCUUCUCCUGUUCCCAAAGACCCCAACAGUGAUGUUAAUGACUGCGACGAUAUCCGCUAUGAAAAUGGGAGCUCGGAUGGCUCUCCCACUGUCGACGACUGCCGGCAAAUUGUUAAAAACAUUCAAGACGGUGGAAGUUGGGAUUACAGCGGUGUUGGGCACCACAAGACCCUUGUUACCUAUGGCACCUGUGCUAUGGGUAUCGACAGUGGUGCCCGAGUCGGGAACUUAGAUAUUACGGACAUCAUCAACGGUUCCAUUGAUAGAUUUGAGUGGAAGGGUCUUGUCGGUGCCAAAGGAAAGAUGAACUGCCAGAAGCCUGUUGCGCAGCAAGAGACUGAUGAUGUUAAUUGGAGCAUCUACUUUAACCCAGACUGCUGUAAAUGA
Aspergillus campestris IBT 28561 is the source of this 438-nucleotide messenger RNA. RefSeq lists its product as uncharacterized. NCBI's taxonomy places the organism in Eukaryota, Fungi, Ascomycota, Eurotiomycetes, Eurotiales, Aspergillaceae. The record is from RefSeq and is a predicted model, not a curated record. Bases 1 to 438 code for a protein of 145 amino acids. The transcript has a single exon.